Mya arenaria is the source of this 4201-nucleotide messenger RNA. Its product is annotated as BPTI/Kunitz domain-containing protein 4-like. Gene Ontology annotation, molecular function: serine-type endopeptidase inhibitor activity. The record is from RefSeq and is a predicted model, not a curated record. The transcript is spliced from 5 exons. NCBI's taxonomy places the organism in Eukaryota, Metazoa, Mollusca, Bivalvia, Myida, Myidae. Bases 339 to 1172 code for a protein of 277 amino acids.
UUCGUCAUUAUUCAAUAUACUGCAUACAGCAAACAAAGUGUCUCUGACUCUGCUUCUGUACAUAUUUCAGACGAGUGAUAUAUUUCUUAGUGCGGACGGUCAAAUAUUGAAAUAAUAUUACUAAAAAUAUUAUAACUGGAAAUAUAUUCACAAUAAUUAUUUUUUACAUUAUAAUUCAAAACUUUAUAAUCGCUGGUCAUAGAGUUAAAUACCAGUUGAAAAAGGCCAGCAACUAUUUUAAGUGUGGGAAUAACUAAUUUUGUGCACUUAAACCUGGACUUAUAUUAUCUGAAUAAAAAGUAAGACAUUGAUGUUUUACAUUUCAAAGACAGCACAAAAUGUAUGUUGAAUACUGCUACAGUUUUCUAUGCGGAUGUACUGUUCUAGCGUGUGCCUUAGCGAGUCACGUGUUCAGUAAUUCCAUCUUGGAAACAGCGGAAGAUUUGAACCGGAAACAGACGUUGAAGUGUAACAAUCCCUGCCCUUUCGGCUUUAAGUCGGAUGUAGAAGGGGAGCUCAUGUGUGAAUGUUUCGACCCAUGCUCAUACAUAAUGUGUCUACAAGGCACCGUCUGCGUAGCGGAGAUGCCGAAAAGCUGCCAAAGCGGGGCAUGCAAAGCAGAAACUAGAUGUGAAAACCGGAAGGAAAUCGUACAAGAGAAAAUAAAGAACGAGAUCUACCAGAACUGGGAAGAUAUAGCCGGAAGUCUACCGCGGGACGACCCUUUUGGAGGCGACGUGUGUUCCCAGAUCCUCCCCACUGAGGCUGUAAUGUGUUCCCAGCAAAAACCCCGAUGGCAUUUUAAUCCCAUGACCGGAAAAUGCGUGCGUUUCAGCGGUUGUCCGACCGCGGGAAAUAACUUUGCACGAAAAUAUUACUGCAAGCAACAGUGCCGCUACAAACAUUUGGGCAUUGAUACAGUGAACCGAUUUCCAUCACAAGAAGACGAAUUCUGCUCGCAAACUUUGACUGAAGAAGCAUUUACAUGUGAAACAAAAACGAAAAGAUGGUUCUACAGCGUGAGAACUGGCAGAUGUGAAAAGUUUAUGGGCUGCAAAACUAGCGGAAACAAUUUCUCAAGAAAGAUAUCGUGUAAAGCCAAGUGUCUCAGAAAAAGAACAUAUACCAAUGUUUACAAAGAUUUCCAUUCAACAGACACGGUGGCUAGGUAAAGUUCGACCCGUGCAUUUAAUCCAGAGCAUUCUGUGAUACACACUAGCGAUCUUGGCCAGUAUUGCGACCGCUCGUCUCUGACGUCAUCCAAUUGCGUCACAAGAUCAUGUGCUUAAAACAUGCAGGACAUCGUGUCACCUGACCACAACACCUCCCUCACUGUGUCUUGGUCAGACUGUUGAGUGCUACCGACUGUGGACGUUAAAACAAUGUCCACGACGUUUUGGAACGUUUCCAAUUGUGUUUUGUAGUGUCAACGAUGGUAACGUGUUCCGUUACUUUAACACAGUGAUCAUUUACAGUGUCGCUUUGUAGAAACGCGCAUGCUCUUUCUGACUUGUGCUCAGAGAAAAAUGCUGAGCAUGGAAAAGCAUGCCAAGUGUUAUUGCCGGUAACUGUUUGACUUUAUAUCUGUUCUUUUAUACGACAAAGGCCAAUUGUUCUUUUGAAAAACAAACAACGCUAUAUGGUUUCUCAUCUUCUUACGCAAUUGGAACACCUCAGCCAUUUUCAAUCGAAAACAACCUCUUAUGCCGGUGCAUUAGUUAAAGUAGUUCGUAAAUUUAAUAAUUUACAGUGUUUUAACUUGUAUAUUUUUACUACAAACUUCAUAUUGAUUCCCCAUGAAGUGCAUUAUUGCAUAAAUAAUUAAUAAUAAAGAUUCCUAAUAGCAAAGACCUUAGGCUUAACUACUUAAUUGAAAUUACUACGCACUCUACUUGGUGCGUAGUUAAAUGUAAAGAAUGCUGACGUCUUAAACCGUCCAAAUACGUUCGAGGUUGGUUUUGAUGAAAAAUCGCCGAGGUGCUCCGAUUGCAUCUUAUAUGACCAUACGUAGAGAGUUGCAUAACUAUGUGUGCUAAACACAUAACUCAGUUGUUAUCAUAAAACAACAGCGUUUCCUGACGCUUUAGCAUUUACAAUUUUGAGCAUAUGAUGCAAAAUAGUUCGUCUAUCAUGUUAGUUUAUAUUACUUUCAAAAGAAGUUGUCAGUCUAACUUCUCAUAUUUCCUGUGACUUUCGCGCAUUUAGUAGAUGUAUCGGUCAGUCUAAUAGUCUGCAUCAGUACGUCGAAGACCAAAUCUUAUAUACUAGGAAUCAAAGUAGCCCUGAAAUAUACUCCAAUUUUCACAUUCCAUAAUUAUGCAUAGGUUUCCAUAGAGAGCUACAUGUAGUAUUAACUUGUUUGGCAAGCUUUUGCAAAUAUUUAAACUAAUUUAUGAUUCUUUAACAACAACGACAAAAAGAAUGGAAAUUGUUUUUUUUUUAAACCAUAUAACAACAUAAGACGCCUUAAAUUGUAUGUGUUCGAGUCGGUGUAAAACACUUAAAUCUAUUCCAAAUCAAAAUUCAUCCUAACGAUCUCCUUGUUUUGGAGAGAAUGCUUCAUCAAAUUGAUUUUUCCACUGCAGUGAAAAUAACAGCAGUGAAAAUAACAUGCUAUUUCACCAAAAAAGCAUAAACGAAACUGUAUUCAUUGACACGUAUCAUGAUAACUGUUAUAAUAAGUCUAUAUUAUAACUACUCUGUGGUGUUAAAAUAACAUGCUAUUUCACAGAAAAGCAUUCAAGAAACUGUUUUCAUUCACAAGUAUCAUGAUAACUGUUAUAAUAAGCUUAUAUUAUAACUUCUCUGUGGUGUAAACUAAUUUGUGAGGGGAACAAUUAUGUUAUAAUGUGUGUUUCUUCUAUGUAUUAACACGUAUGUGUAUGUGCAAUUCUCUUGUUGUUUUAAAUUUUGUGUACAUACAUGAUUUCAAUUUCUCCGACACUAAAUUUUUAGUCCAAAUAUUUGGUAAUGCUGUAAAUCCUUUUCUCCCACCCCAAGUAAGUACGUUCAAAUAUUCAACCAUGCUGAAAGUCCUUAUCUUGCACACGGGCAAAGAAAAAGGACCCAUAUGUAAAAACAAUGAAUUGAAAUACAUUUUUCUACAUUUUGUUAAACUGAGGUGGAAGAAAAGGCAUCUACCAUGGCUGCCCGUGUAAGAUAGGUUCAUCCAAACCCACGCGCAGAGUGUUCUUCGGAAACUUGAUAAACCUCUUUUCCACAAAACACCCUACACUCGGGUUGGGAUGAAAUUAUCUUACCCCUCUCGGCCAUGAAAAUACUUAAACUAUUCUUGUUUUAUAGAACUCACAAUUGUUUAUUAAAUGUUUUACUUCGUCAUCAUGAUUCCAUUCUCAGUUUUUCUCAUAUGACCUACUUUACAAAAAGACAAAGCACUCACGAAUUUAGCAGAUGUGUCACAUUUAUGCAAAUCAGUUACUAUUUAUAUCUUAUGUGUUCUUACAUGUUUAGCAGUUUAAAACCGUUAAGUACAUAUCAACAACAUCAAUAAACAUUCAUCAUGUAUGGAAUGCUGUUAGGAAAAUCGCAGUCAUCAUGCAAAAAAGUAAAAGUGUUCACUGUCUUGAAAUUAGAGACUAUUGGUCUAUUAUUAUUGGAUUAUUGGACUAUUGCUAAGUUGGUAGCAUAGAAUUAAUGAACAAUUGAUAUAUCGAGAAUAUACAAACAAUUUGUUUGUGAAUUUGAAUAGUGUCAACUUUACAUAGAAUUGGGGACAAUGUGUCCAAACAUCUAUACAUUCAAAUGUAAGCAAAUUAAAAGCUACUUUUAUAUAAAUGUAGAAACUAUUCUUUAGAUGUAAAAAAUGCAUUUUUUAAACGUAAUUUUUUUUCAUUUAAAUCAUUCAUGUUAGGUCAGUUUAUCUUAAAUUCAAUUUCUAUGAAAAAGAUGUUUGUAUAUGCUUUAAUAAUAUGGUUUAUAUGAGUUUAUGCAUUUUGCUUUCACGUUUCUAGGUAUUUACGGCAUAAUUCCGAUUAAACAAUAGUUGCCAUACCUUUAUUAAAUGAACACCUUAUUAUGGAUAAUUAUGAAAUAGUACAAGUUUACAUUUUAGUUUUAAUCAUGCUAGCUUGAAAUAAACACCGCAUUCAUCAUUGUUCAUACUCAUUUAUUUAUUUCUUGCAAUGAACUUGUGAGUAACAGAUGUGUAAAAUAACAAAAUUACAUUUUCUAAUAAAUUUGA